ACAAUUUACAACAUUUAAAGUAAUUUUUACAAGUAACUGUAGGAGAAUUAGAUUCAAAUGUAGUAAUUAAUAAUAAAAAAAAAAUAUCAAAGGUAUGUAAUCUAUAUUUAAUAAUAUCGAUUCGAAACAUCGAUGUACCGUUGCCAUUGUUAUUAGUGACUCUUCGAAACGAACCUAAAAGUCGUAAGUGGUAAGUAGGUACACAUCGAAGCCUUCGAUUUAAACGCAUUAGAGUACAACAAACGCGUAAAAUGUUUAUAAAACACGAGUCAAUACAAUAAAAUAAAUGAUUUUCAUAACUGAUAUUAUUCGAAGGCAAACAUUCUCGUUGAACAUACUCGCAUGGGUCACAAAAUAGAUUCGAUAAACAUGAAUGUUCGUAAUAAAAAUGCCGCCUUUUCGUUCGGUUUUACCACUGCUGGCGGUAGUUCUAUCAAAGUAUCCGAUAAAGCUUUGUCGAAAGCACAGCAAUUUUUUAAAGACGAUUCAGAAGUUACUGACAACAAUCAUCAAAAACCAUCCAAGAUUCAAACACGAACGAAUGAGUCUCGUGUGAAAAUACCGAAUGUUGGACUUGAAACAAACGCGCAACUUGUUGACGCAAGAAAUGGAGCGUUACUAAAAAGGCAAGCAUUGUGUCCUGCGGAAACUUCAGAUAACACGAGUAAUGUUGUUUCUGCCAGCUAUAAUUCACUCUGCAUCUCUGAUGAAGAUUUAUCAAAAGCCGUACAACAAUUUGAAGAUCACGAAACGUAUAAUGGAUUUCAAACUGUGGGUGAUCAACGUUCUGAGCCAAUGAAACGAGCAGCACCAAGUGUAGGAAUGUUAUUUCAUAAAGAAACCAUAGACGAUAUGAAAGAUAUGUCUUCGAUAGGUUUCAGUACUGCAGGAGGCAGUUCGAUUAAUGUUUCCAAAACGGCUGUAACGAAAGCAAUGCAGCUAUUUGCAAAUGAUUUGGAAGACACGAACACAUUCGAAGAAACAUGCUUGGUCGAUAAGCAAUCUAAUAAUUACGAGACGCCGGUUAAACCUGUUGGGUUUCAAACUGCGAGUGGUCAAUGUAUGAACAUUCCAGAGGAAGCUCUAUCGAAAGCGAAAGCAUUAUUCAACGAAGAAAGUUUGGAAGAUUUUGAGAGCAGUGCCUCGUCAAAGAAAUUGCUGCAGAAACGCAAAAUUGUAGAUUUAAAUGACGAUGCGAUCGCAAAUAAGCAAGUGACGUCCAAUCAGUUUAAAAAGUUACGGUUCAGCAGCGAAUUUGAGGUUAAGAAAAAUGUAACGAAUGAUGAUAAAAGUGAAAAUCGGGUAGUCGAGAUUUUACCUUCGAACAACAAUGUCGAUAAAUUUAUUAAUGAUAUUUACAAAACAGAAGCAAAUAAAGAGCACAAGGAAAUGGAAGAUAAUCGCUUGAUUUCCCAUGAAAUUGUAGAGAGUGCAGCCGCGCUGUUGGCGGAUGAAAAGAGUUCAGAUUCCUUCGAACGAUGGAUCUCACCGGUUGAAAACGUAGAAAACAAAGAUACUGCGAACGAAUCAUCCAGUCCUGUAUUAGGGGGACAGUUUAUUCCCAGAAAGCGGAAGAGCGUAGGCGGACAAAGGAAAAGUUUAAAUGCUUUGAAGAAUAAAAUGCAGAAAUCUAUUUACAUGCAGAAUCCAGAAGAAGACGGUAAUUUAUUAUUAGAGAAACAAAAGUCGAUUGCUGAGGAAGAACAAUGUGAUACUUCUGUCGUUAGUAACUUUGGCGAUACGCAAUUAAUGAUAGACUUUAUCGACGAAUCUGCGAAUAUAGUAGAAAAACGUUUAGAAGCUGCUUCGAAGCAGGAAACGCAGAUUAAUUUGAAAGAGAAAAAUAAGCCUAAGCCAACGAUUAGUGUGUUGUAUUCUCGUCGAAAGACCAACAAUAAUCGUACAUCUUGGAGAGAAAUUAGUAAAGGAAAUGCACCUGUUCCAUGCACGUACGAAGAGCUUGUCGAGCGAAAAUUGCCGCCUGAAAUUUUGGAUAUUACGGCCGAUAAUGCGGAAUCAUACAAAUUUCAAUGUAAAGAUAUUUAUGAGCAGGAUGUGGUACAAAAUAAUAUCGGAGGUAUACGAUUGGAGGACGGAGCGUAUAUGAUUCUGGAUGAAAAUGGCUGUGCAGGGAUAACAGAAAUUAUGAGAGCUUUUUUAGCGAGUCCAGGCGUAGAUCCCAAUUUGGUUCCCACUGGGUGGGUGAAAAAUCAUUAUAGGUGGAUCGUAUGGAAAUUAGCGUCGAUGGACAGAAUAAUGUUAGGUUCCGUGAUAUUGCCAAGAGCGUUGACUCCCGAUAGAGUAAUGAUGGAAUUAAAAUAUCGUUACGAUCGAGAAAUCGACAGAUCUGAAAGAUCUGCUUUAAGAAAAAUUUUGGAAAAGGACGAUGUCCCGUCCAAGAGAAUGAUUUUAUGCGUGUCGUCUAUCACGGAGUGUAAUGACUCUGCUGUAAAUUUAAAUCCGUUGAAAUCGGCGUCGAAGAAAUUAAUAUUAACGGAUGGUUGGUACAGUGUUCAGGCGUUCAUCGAUCAGGCAAUGAUUCAAAAUAUAACGUCUGGCAAAGUGAAAGAAGGGAUGAAACUCGUUACGUAUGGAUCUGAAUUAUUAGAUUGCGAUCAAGGAUAUUCGCCCCUUGAAGUACCGGAGAAUGUUUCUUUAAAAAUACAUACAAAUUCGACGAGAAGAGCUAGAUGGGACGCAAGAUUGGGUUACACAGUUCCCUCGGGGCCGAUGUGUGUUAAAUUAAGAAGCAUUUGCCCAAAUGGUGGUUUAAUUGGGAAAAUUAAAGUUUUAAUUGCAAGAGUGUAUCCAAUUUUGUACUACGAAAAAACUGGUGUCGGGGAAUCUAUAUUCCGUAAUACGAGGUGCGAAGAGAAAGCCAACAUUGCAUACGAAAAAGAAUGUCGAUCGAUGAUAGAAUCAUUUUACGCGAAAGCGGAGAAAUAUUAUUCUACCGGGGGAAGAAAAAGUAAUGAAAAUCCGGAAGGUAUUGAUUUAGCAUCGAUCGAGUGGGACGAAGAUUUUGAAAAAUUGUCCAGAGAGGAAUUCGUGACAAAGCAAGAGCAGGAACGGUUAAUGAACGAACGUCGUCUGAAAGAGGAAAAGUUUAGAAAAACGUUGGAGUCUCGAUUGCAGGAAAGUUUGCCGGCGCCGCGACAAGUCACGCCUGUUCUAAAAAUUCGAAUAAUCGAAGAAGAGAGGAGCGCAAUACUCUCUGUUUGGUCCUCUAACGAAGAAACAACGGACAUAUUGAAAGAGGGAAAUUACGUAUCGAUUUCCAAUGUUAUGCCCCUGGCGAAAAGAUGCGGCGAAGUGCAGCUGACUACGAAUCGAAGUACAUUGUUCAAUCAGAUAAAUGUUUCGAAUAUUGUUUAUCCACGGAGAGCUUACACUGCGUUAAGCGAGGUAAAGGAAGCAAGUUUCGCUCCAGCCUAUGGAGAAUUUGACACAGUAGGAAUCGUUGUUUCCGUUGGAAGCGAGCCAUACGGUAUGAAAAACUUCGAAGCCGUACAUUUCGCAUAUCCGUCGAUGAAUUCCCGGUCUUGGUAUCUCAAUUUAGAAUGGCGGCGUGCUACGUCGUGGAGCAUACCGAUAGCGUAUUGCACAGAACGAACCACCUUUACGCGGAAUCCUCGCCAAAGUCAUUUCCAACAGCCGUUCGAAGAUCUAAAGCGUUCGAUUAUGGACAAUGGUGCGUACGUUGCCGCGUGUGCAGCGGAAAUUUCGGAAGAAGUGGAAAAGAAAUCGAUAACUAGAACGUCUGAUCACUAUACGCCAAAUAGAAAUAGCAAUUUCGAUAAGAUUUCGACCAACGAGAGUAGCAGUAAUACGUUACGAGAACUUUCAGGAAUGAGUUUAACGACCAAUGAAACUAUCAAGUCCGUUGCUAUUAAGAAACGUCUCGAAAGGCUCCAGUAUUACGGAGAACCGUCAAGCUUGUCUCCGAUUAUGUUGAAUAAUAGUUCAAAACGAGUAUCGUUGGAUUUUCGGUCGCCUGUUCGAUCGUCGAAUGUAAACGAAAGGAAAGCUCAGGUAUCGUUGAACAAACAAUUUUCCCAGAAUCUCAGAUGAUACUUGAUACAUCUUGAGCGCCGAAAUUGUUACCAACUU
This is a messenger RNA of Colletes gigas, 4110 nucleotides long. Its product is annotated as breast cancer type 2 susceptibility protein homolog. NCBI's taxonomy places the organism in Eukaryota, Metazoa, Arthropoda, Insecta, Hymenoptera, Colletidae. Bases 343 to 4071 code for a protein of 1242 amino acids. Gene Ontology annotation, biological process: double-strand break repair via homologous recombination; regulation of DNA-templated transcription. The record is from RefSeq and is a predicted model, not a curated record. Gene Ontology annotation, cellular component: nucleus. The transcript has 13 exons.